AUGCCUUCUAAUAACCGGCCGCUCCUCCCAGUGCAGAAUUCCAUGACAUCGUAUUGGAUGAAGGACCCCCAUCGUCUGGCAUCUUAUCGCACUUCCAGUACGGUCCCAGAACAAUGCGAUAUAGCUGUUAUUGGCACUGGAAUGUCUGGAGUAGCGACAGCCUACCACAUACUAUCAGAUCCACAUAUUGGAUCAGAAAAGCCUAGCGUUGUUCUUCUCGAGGCACGUCAGGCUUGUUCCGGAGCAACCGGUCGGAAUGGUGGCCAUACCAAGCUCUCAAUACCCAUCAUUCAGCGGACGGCGGAAACUCAUGGCCCCGAAGCUGCAGUGCAAAUGGUUCGACACCAUUUGGAUCAACUGGCUGCUCUCAAAGAAGUAGUUGACAAAGAGGGCAUUGACUGUGAUUUGCGUGUGACUCGUUCCUUUGAUAUCUUCUUUGAUGAAAAGCAUGCUCAGAAAAUGGAAGAAUUUCUUUCUCGUGAGGAAGCAAGGGGAACGCCUUGGACACAAGAGGUACAGUGGAUUGAAAAGGCCCAGUCAGACAAGAUCACCGGUGUCCGAAAUACCAAAGGUGCCCUAUGCGUCCCUGCAGUCUCACUGUGGCCGUAUAAACUCUUCACUGAGUUGCUUUCAAAGGUCUUGGAGCUUGGCGGCCAACUCUAUACAGAGACUUGCGUUACAGAAGUGAAAGAAGAUGCUGGUCAAGCGACUCUGACAACUUCGAGGGGAACUUUGAUAGCCAAGAAGACCAUUUUCGCAACUAACGCUUACACCGCGGCUCUCCUCCCUCAAUACGAAUCCAUCAUCACCCCCCUUAAAGGCCAGAACUCUCACCUUUCUCCAGCACCAUCUUUCACUCCUCCUAACCCCCUUGCGAACACAUAUAACCUUCAUUUCGAUUCGCACUAUGCGGACUACUUGGUUCCAAGACCGGACGGGACAAUCAUCCUCGGUGGUGCAAAGUGGACAUACGAACACGAUCGUAAGAUAUGGUGGAAUAAUGUCGACGAUACCACCUUGAUCAAUGAUGCCACUACUGAGCACUUUGACUCAGUCAUAGCUGACCAUUUUUCUGGCUGGGAGAAUGCCCGUGCUCAUCAUGAUAUGGUCUGGACCGGAAUCAUGGCAUCUACGCCAGAUGUAUUACCCCAUGUGGGAAGGGUACCUGGCUCAAAGAAUCAGUGGGUAUUGGCGGGCUUCAAUGGUGCCGGGAUGACUCAGAUCUUUACGAUGACUCAAGCAAUUGCGAGGAUGGUUACAAGAGGCGCAGAGUACGAUGAUACAGGUCUGCCGGGGAUGUUUAAAACGACGGACGCUCGAUUGGCUGUCAGGCAUCAGGUUUAG
Penicillium cinerascens is the source of this 1344-nucleotide messenger RNA. Its product is annotated as NAD(P)/FAD-dependent oxidoreductase. The transcript has 4 exons. The record is from RefSeq and is a predicted model, not a curated record. Gene Ontology annotation, cellular component: cytoplasm. NCBI's taxonomy places the organism in Eukaryota, Fungi, Ascomycota, Eurotiomycetes, Eurotiales, Aspergillaceae. Gene Ontology annotation, molecular function: oxidoreductase activity. Bases 1 to 1344 code for a protein of 447 amino acids.